Aspergillus luchuensis is the source of this 252-nucleotide messenger RNA. RefSeq lists its product as uncharacterized. The transcript has 3 exons. The record is from RefSeq and is a predicted model, not a curated record. The coding region runs from base 1 to 252 and encodes 83 amino acids. NCBI's taxonomy places the organism in Eukaryota, Fungi, Ascomycota, Eurotiomycetes, Eurotiales, Aspergillaceae.
AUGUCUGAGGGCGAAAAAGCCAGAACCUCCGGAGAGGUCUCUCGUCCGGAGCCUACCCUGCCCACCGUCAAUCCCGCUGUUGAUAAGGCAGAGCCCCCGAAGCCUGCCUUCCACCCUGCUGUCUAUGUCGGUGUCUGGAUCACUUUGAGUUCCAGUGUCAUCUUGUUCAACAAGCAUAUCCUUGAUUAUGCCCAGUUCCGUUUUCGUACGUUGCUCGUAACUUAUCUCGAUAUCGUCCCGCAGUCCAACUAA